AUGUUUACUAUUGAGAGUACUCGGAAACUACUUGUUGAGAUGAUUAUAAUAGAUGAGUUGCCAUUUAAAUUCGUGGAGAACCAAGGGUUUAAGAGGUUUGUGAAUGGGACUUUGACGUUAGUAGAACCUAAUUUUGUUCUUCCUUCUCGAAAAACAAUUGCUAAGGAUAUUUUGGGAAUUUAUGAUAUCACGAAAGAGACGUUGAAAGACAUUUUUGUGAAAAAAGGAUAUAAAGUGCCACUCACAACCGAUACGUGGUCAUCAAUCCAAAAUAUGAACUAUUUGGUUUUGAUUACACACUUUAUUGAUAAAGUUUGGAAAUUACAUAAGAGAAUUCUUAAUUUCACCCAAAUUGAGAAUCAUAGAGAGGAGAGGAUAGGAAAAGAGGUUGAGAAAUAUCUAAAACAGUGGAGUAUUGAAAGGGUUAUGACAUUGACAGUUGAUAAUGCUUCGUUAAAUGAUACUGCCAUUGCUUAUUUGAAGAAGCGUUUUAAGCAUAGGUUAGUGUUAGAUGAUGUCGUGAGGUUUGUUAGAACUUCUCCUGCUAGACUUGCCACAUUUAAGAAGUGUAUCAAAGAGGGGAACAUAGAUAGUAAAAGUAUGUUAUGUCUUGAUGUUCCAACUAGAUGGAAUUCUAUUUAUUUGAUGCUUGAGGCCGCUGUAAAAUUUGAAAAGGCAUUUGAAAGGUUAAAAGACUACGACACAGUCUACAUGAAUGAGAAAGAAAAACUAAUCACCAGUGUAACUGGAAGUAAGGUAGAGGGUGUUUUGAGAGCAUUGUUCAAUGAAUAUAAUUUGUCACUAUCAGUUGCUAAUAAGAGUCAAUCUUCAUGUACCAUUAAAAAUUCUCCAUUUAGAACUACAAGUGCAAGUGCUUCAAAGAUUUUUCGUUUUGAUUUUGAAGAUUUGGAUGAAGAUGAUUUGCAAAGUGUGGAUUCAGAAGUUGAUAUUUACUUACUAGAGCCUCGUGUUAAACGUGAGGAUAACUUUGAUAUCUUAGAUUGGUGGAAGGGAAAUUCUUCUAGAUAUAAGUGA
This is a messenger RNA of Benincasa hispida (wax gourd), 1035 nucleotides long. RefSeq names its product zinc finger BED domain-containing protein RICESLEEPER 1-like. Lineage: Eukaryota; Viridiplantae; Streptophyta; Magnoliopsida; Cucurbitales; Cucurbitaceae. The record is from RefSeq and is a predicted model, not a curated record. Gene Ontology annotation, molecular function: DNA binding; protein dimerization activity.